Messenger RNA from Cyanidioschyzon merolae strain 10D, 7221 nucleotides. RefSeq lists its product as hypothetical. Bases 1 to 7221 code for a protein of 2406 amino acids. The transcript has a single exon. Gene Ontology annotation, molecular function: protein binding. The record is from RefSeq and is a predicted model, not a curated record. NCBI's taxonomy places the organism in Eukaryota, Rhodophyta, Bangiophyceae, Cyanidiales, Cyanidiaceae.
AUGGACAAAUUUUGUUCGAAGCUUAGCUGCAGUGAUGAGGAGAGUGCUCGUCAAAGUUCUGAAGGCCGACCUACGCUAGGCGGUGAAGCUCUGGAUUUCGGGGCACCGCCAGCGCUGCCCUUUCCACCAGACGCGAGUCUGGGACUCUGUCGGCGCUUGGAAAUCCAUGGAGCCACCUGCUCAUGUGUAUGUGAAGCCUUUGGUAACAUGGGCUCACAUCUCGAUAGCCUCGUGCCACUGAACACUGCUGACGUCUUGGCCAAGGUGCGAAGUGCUGCGAAACGCCUCGCCACUCGUCUGGACGAAACUGCCGAUGAAGAGCGACUGCGCCAGACCUGUUUAUCGCUCUGCGAUUUAUUUGGAGACGGUAUUCAUCACGAUUUGAUCCAGGCUGUGCUUGAUGCUGGGGUCGUUCCGCGAGUCGUGAGGAUCCUCGAACCACUAAUAGAUGAUGAUGGAAGUGGCUCGGGCACGACGCAAGAUGCGGAUGGGCAUACCUCGGACGCGUUUCAUUCGCCAAUGCAACGACAGCGGGACGGAGCCGCGACAUCUCGACUGAACGAGGAACGGACUGCGGAGUUGUUAGAGACUCCUGACAGAUCUGGAGAUUCUCCGGGACCGGAGAUGAGACACAGUAGAGUCACGAGUCGCGAUCAUGCCAGAGCUAGCUCUGGGCAUGCGGCAAGCACCGUACGGAAGCGCAGUCGCAGGAGAGAGGUAUCCUUGGGCUUGCAGUCCGCUGCUUUGCAGGUGAUCGGGAACAUUGCUUGCGGAGACGACCGUCAAACGCAGGUCAUUAUUGAUUGCCCGAACGCUUUGACGAUUUUGCGAACGCUGCUAGCCUCUGUGGAGCCAUGCAUUCAGAAGGAAUGCUGCUGGAUCAUUUCGAACAUUACAGAAUCCGCGCAUCAAGUGCAGGAUAUUGUCAGGGCUGGCAUUCUAGAACCGCUUGUGGGCAUCUUCUCCGGAGGACACGAAUCCUGCGAUGAGGAUGCUGCAUGGGUUCUCUACAACGUCACAGCUAGUGGCGAUCCGGAGCACAUACGAUAUUUGGCGAAUAUCGGUGGCAUCUCUGCUCUGUGCGCUCUGAUUCUCUCGCCUGCUGAGCUAGAGGUUGCCUGGAAGGGCUGUGCAACGGUUGCAGCUGUUGCGUUGCACGCACUGUCGAAUAUGCUCACCGUUUUACCAAACGAGAUGCCGUAUCGCAUUGCUGCGGAGUACGGUGUGGAAUGUCUGGAUCUUCUUGCACAUGGAGGUGGCCGCCACAUCGAAGAUGACGAGAACAGACGUCAAGCACGCGAAUUGCUGAGUCGUCAUUUCCAGGGCAAGAGCGUCUCGGAAACCGCCGCUGCUCGAAGAAGAAGUGCAAAUGAGACGCCCAUGUUAGCAUCUCUCGGAUCCCAGAGGCCGUCUGCCUCCAAGAUGGAGGCUUCCGCAAACGACGCCCAGGUGCAUCUCGUUGCAAGUGGCACUGCCGGCAAACAUGCGCCCCAGAUUUGUACGGACGAAUCUGUACAAACAUCUACAUAUAUAGAUGAAGUGGACUAUGCGCAAGCGUGCUCGACCGCGACGACUGGCGGCCUCGUGCAGACAGGUUCCGCGGACGCCGAGCGACUCUGCGAAUGCUCUGCGUCUGAGGUGACUUUGAAGCAGCUCCCCUAUGGCGAUAUCAGCGAUGUCAAGCAGAUGCGAAACCUGCGGGCAUGUUCGUUCUGCUCUGGUCUUGAGCCUCGGUAUGACGUAGACGCAAGCGACUUUAUUGGGUGCACCCGGCGUGACAAGUGCACUGCGCUUAUGGCGCGUGCUGUGCGAGUGGAUCAUAAUUCGUGCUUGGAGAGCAUCAUCGAUGCUUGGUUGACCAUGGACGAUGUUGAUCUGGUCGUGGAGAGGCUUAUUCCAGAUGCAGGAAAAAUUUAUGUUGAGUAUCAAGAAUUUGUCAGUCGUAUUUGCAAUUUCCUGCGAAGCGUGAUGAUGGAAACCAGCACGCUCUCGUGCGCUGUUCAGAUGGUUCCACCUGAGGUCGGUACUGGCACGCCCGGGACGCAGCCGCCUUGGCCGAGCGAAAGAGCGAGCAGCCUAACUGCUUCGAGGUCCGUCGACUGUGAACAAUCGACCCAAGAUAGGAAUCGUUGCUCUAUCAUUACGCUUGCGUCGCAACUGGGAAGAGCGGAAUGUCUGCAGACGAUCCUAAGUCGCAUGCAGCCGCUGCUAGUUCCCGAGUGGAGGGAUUUUCUGUAUUCCUCGCUGCUAGCUGGUGCCGCCUACAAGGGUCACUUGAACGUUGUGCAGACGUUGCUCGCGUAUUGGUGCAAUUCCGUUCAGGAGAAUGGGAGGACGCGUUCCAUGAGAGGCUCAGCGAAUGAAGGUCACGGUACGCUACCGCUGGAAACGAUCGAUUUCAAUGCCCUGCAUCUCGCUGCAGCAGCUGGACAAUAUAAGACAUGUAGCCUGCUUUUGAAGGGGUUUCCGGAAGCGCUGAACUUGACGAGUUCAAUGGGACACACCGCUUUGAGCUUUGCUGCACUUUUCGGAUACACAGAUGUUUGCCGUCUUCUGCUGGAAAAGGGAGCAGAUAUCUGGUCAAUGGACACUUACCAGCGAACAGCACUGCAUCUGGCUUGUGUUCACGGUCGCACGGACACCGUGGCAUUACUCGUGGAACACGCCAGAAAAGUUCUUGCGGAUCAGGAUCGAGACGCUUUCACGAAGUGGCUGAACGCCCGCACGACGACCGGCAUAACCGCACUACACUACAGUAUACAAAGUCGGGUGCUGGCGUGUGUAGAGCUCCUGGUGACGAACGGUGCUUGCAUCAAGGAUCGAUUACCGAAUUCAGGGCCGAAUCCGCUGCUGGUACUUGCAGCGGAUGCGGAUUCUCUGGAAAUCGUGCAGUUUCUGCUGGAGGCUGGGGCCCCGGUGCGAUCCGUCGUACCGCUGAGGAUUCGGAUUGGUGACACAAGCGACACGCUCUCGCUUUCGUCCCCAGAAGAUAGUUUGCACGCCGAAAUUGAGGAUUUUUUCACGCCGCUGCAUGUUGCAGCGAACAAAGGUAGCUUGCAGCUAGUGCAGAUGCUCCUGGAAUCCGGCGCUGAUGUCAAUGUUCGCGGUGUCACCGGUUGGUCUGCGCUUGAUCUAGCGGUGCUGAACGGUUUCGAUGCGGUUGCGAGCUUGCUGCUCUCAAAGGGCGCCAUCGUGGAUCCCCAUCUGAAGAUUAUUCCAAGCGGAAUCGUCGGGCAAAUGCCCAGUGCCAAGACGCUGGUCCAGAUUGCUGCAAUGAACCACCGCAAGGAUUUGGUGCGGAUGUUAGUCGAGCGCCUCCGCGUUCAGAGCCUUAACAGUGAGUCGGCGAAUGCUGGAGUCUCGAGCGCAUGUCUCGUCUCUGCGUCUCCAGCUGGUGGUGCUGACGUCUCCACGACAUGCAGUGUCGAGGGACCCGAUACCGGCCAACAUGGUGCCGGCGAGUCUGUCGGCGCUCUUGAUGCUCCAAACGAUCGAGGAAGCGCUUCAGUGGAUGUAAGCGAGUCCACCGGUUCCAAGAAGCGCCAAGAAUCAGAUAAGGACUCGCAGCGAAAUCGGGAGCUGCGACGACGGGAACUGGAGGCGAACGAUGCGCGAGAGCGCUUGCGAGAUGCCAUCCAGACGCGCUCUUUAACGAAACUGCAGGAUGCUAUCGGGAUUGCAAACCGGGUGAUACUGCAGCUGGCCGCUAGUUACGUCAAAUCCGGCUCCGCCAAACUGGUUGGUCCGGAGAUUGGGCUCGGAGCUGAGGUGGAGCGAGCGCGUCGUGUGCUCGCUGCUCUUCAAGAGCAGCAGCAGCGCGUUGCCGCGGACCGAGAGCGCCUCGCGUUGGAGGCCCGUCAGGAUGCCGCACACCGCAAACUGUUAGAGUCCAUCGCGUCCUUCUUUUCUUCCAGCGAUGUUCGCGUAUUUGACAAAGCGAUUCGGCGGGCAUCCAAAGCGGGGCUUGACCCCUCUGAUAGCGUGAUGCAAAGUGUCACGGAGCUGCGCUCUCGCUGGACUGAAAUGCAAGAUGCUGCUCGAGGAUUGGAUGAUUAUCUCAACGAUGAACAUCGGCUCGGAGAGGACGCAGCGACCGUGGUACGUGGAUUGGAGGGCAUCAUUUCGAAAGCAGAGCAUGCAUUAGAGCGUUUUUCCGCGUUCAGCCCCGAGGCGGCGAAAUGCAGCGCUGCGGAGCGGGUCCGGGAUAGUAUCAGGCGAGCGAAGGAGCGAGCGAAUGAAGUUCAGAAACUAGUCGAAGAGAAAGCUCGCUUAUUCGCGGUUGAGGAAGCCAAAUGCCGAGAAAUAUGCGAACGCCUUGAUCAAAUAUGCGCAGUAUUGCGGCAGGGACGCUCGCUCGUUGAUGCGCCCUCGUCGCUCACAGAGGCGGAAAACGCUAUCGAGUUGUUUGCUGUGCAGGUUACCAAGUCGCUGCAGGAUUCGACGCUGCAACUGCGGGCUGAGGAGCAUUUGGAGCAGGCUCGUCGGGCGCUGCAGAAAAUCGUUCGAAACGAGCGCAAGAGGUUGCGCUCAGUUGCUACGCUGGAGGAUAUUACGGCAAUCGAUGAGCUGAUCGAUUCAGUGCGGCAACUUGGACUCAAGGCACUAAGUGCGGACCUCUCGAGCGCCAUGGAAGUUCGAGAGCGCAGAAUCCUGCAGAGGGAAGCGCUCGCUGACUGGGAGGAGGUUGAAGCUCGGCGCUCGUCGGCGCUGGAGCUUGACGAAGUGUUGGCACUGCAAUCGCGCCUAGAGCAGUUGGGCCUCAUCGAGGCUGCUGAGAAGGCACGUCAGCUGGCGGACCACCUUGCUCGAGAGCAGCGUGCGGCACAAACGCUGAAGACAGCGACGGAUGAAGCUCGCGAAGCGCUGUCCUCUUACGCAGAGGUUGACGCAGACUCGUGCCUUCAGCAGCUUUUGAGCCGAGCUGGAGACUCGCUGGAUCGCGCAAGUCUGGAGAAACUUCGUCGGCUGCGCGUCGCCAUCGAACGGGCAAGAAAGUUUGACAGCUUAGCGGAGAUCGUCCAUGAGGCACAGCACGUGUACGAAGCUUUCCUUGAGAUCCAACGGGAGCGACUGCAGCGUAUCUGUAACUGUUUGCGGGCUGUACCUUUGGAGGAUGUUCCUAGCUUGGUUCAGCUCAAAACAGCACUGUGUCAUGAUAACAGUGAAAAAUCCGAGUCCGAUACUGGCGUUACUCGUGAUGAAGCCCGUUGCCUUGUAGCCGCGCAAGUGCUGCGAGAGAUUUCUGAUCGAGUGCAAGUGCUCAUGAACGUCUACGCGAACGCGCUGAACGUUGACCCGGAGAAUGCCGAAAACAGCUCUCGGGGGCCUUACUCUGUGAUACCGUCAGCGCUGGUAGAUUUGAGGUCCUGGCUGGAGAAAGCGACGUGUCGCUGUACUGAGCUUCACGAGGCUGCCCGCCAGCUGCAAGAGUCUCGCGCCACCGAGUCGCUUAUGGUAGAAUCGAACGCGGAUGGUGCUUCGGAGAAGGCGCGGAGCCAAACACCAGAGGUAGUGGAUGUUACAAGCAAGCUAGCAUCCCCGUUGGAACUGGGUUCAUCGGUACCUUCAGAGAUGCCUUCGUCGGGCGAGCGAAGCGUAUCAUCGCAACGUCGCUCCGGUCGAAGAGCUCGAAACCGACGAGGCAGCGCUUCUGCAGUACCUGCAGCCUCCGAGUCCCGCGAAGCUGCGUCUUACAUAGAGAGCGGCGCGGAGCGCAUGACCGCGUCGACGACUGUCGACAGCCAUGCGGAAGACAAUCAGGCACGACGCAGUACCAAGGGGAAGAGUCUCUCCGAGAAGAAGAAGGGCGGCAAGGCAGGUAGAUCUGCGGACAGUGGAAUCGUAUUGACGGACGCUGGAGCGGACGAAACAGAGAGUGUGCAGCGGAAAGCGGGAAGCGCCGAUCCUGUGGCAGAAGAAGUAAGUCGACGCGCAACGCCGAGUCUGGAGACGACGCAUCGGAAACGACAAACAGCGAAACGUGCGGAAACGGGUGAGUCAGCGGGUACCGGCAAGCAGGAGACGAGGCCAUCCGAGGGAUCCGGCAUCCGCGAGUCAGGCGAACUGGUCGCACCGGAGGCUGGAUGCCCUCACUAUUACAUCUGGACCAAGUCGAACAUUGUUGUCUGCGGCAAAUGUGGCGACGUGAGGAUCUCACAUAAUCAGAACUGGCUCGAGCGCGUGAAGAAACGGACGCAGAAGAAGAAGGAUCAGGUGCCGGCAGAGUUUCUGGAGGCUGUGGAAAGCGCAUUGCUCGCACGCCGGCGCCGGUCUACCUCCCGGAGUGAUACGAAUCGAGCACCUGGCGACGAGCAGACUGCUGCUCUCCAAAAUGACGACUCGUACGAUAGUGUGCCGUACACUGGCCCAGCGACAAGCACAGGUGAUGACUCGCGAGCGAGCGAUCCGCAUCAAGACCGCUAUCCACGGCCAACGAGCAGUAUGUUCUGGACGACUCCAGCAGCGUUUCCGAUCGGGGAAAUGAGUUUUGUUGCGAGACCUAGCGUCAUGGAGCGUUCACCAUCGAGCUUCCAGAUGCGGCAGGCGCGUCUCGGGUAUGCAGCGCCCGCAGAGUCCCUGGAGAUGAGUUCGCGUCCAGGUACGCCUGCUCGUCCCGUAUCGCCAUUUGUGAAUGCGUUUCCCUCGCCAGGUCGAAAUGUGGUCGAUGGACGUGCCAACACGCCGCUCUACGCAGACAUGAUCCUAGGCAUGCCAGAUACGCGCUUGAGUGUCGCAGCGAACGGUGCAGCGCGCUCGCCCUGCGUAACCUUGUAUCGAGAAGCCCGAGCGGCAGCUGCCACUCCUAUGGGGCGGUAUCCACCAAGUCUCGGGGGCGACGUUUGCGAUGCAAACGCUGGUGUCUGGUUGCAACCGGGCCUGGUGGCCGGAGCGACAACUCAGGUACCGUUUCCGAAUAGUAUUCACGGAAGUGGCCAAGCUGCGGAGCCGUCCCUGGACCCCGUGGCUCAUGGGCACCCUCUGCGCGACGAGCGCGGCCACCUUUUUGGGAUGACUGAUGUCUUCCAUGGACAUGGCGUGCUGAAUGGAGUCGACGACGCCCUGCUAUCGUCUUCACCUGUUGGUGUUGGGGACUCGGAGUUUGCGAGUCAGAAUUUCGGCUUUAACAUAGAUGCUAUCGUGGAUGAGAAUCCACAACCUCGGACAACUUCGAAAGACAAACUGGCAGUAGAAAGCGAUUCUUCUCAGUAUAGGAUCUUUUAA